This is a messenger RNA of Rhizopus microsporus ATCC 52813, 1737 nucleotides long. RefSeq lists its product as uncharacterized. Lineage: Eukaryota; Fungi; Mucoromycota; Mucoromycetes; Mucorales; Rhizopodaceae. The record is from RefSeq and is a predicted model, not a curated record. Bases 1 to 1611 code for a protein of 536 amino acids. The transcript has 5 exons.
AUGUCUUCAGGAUUUAAAAAGCCUAUCAAACGGUCACAUAGACGGUUAGUUCAACAUGACGAUUCUGACGCUGAGCAACAAGUGACAACUGUAGAAGAGCUCAUACAGAGAAAGAAGAACAAGCUAGAAAGAGAAAAAACAUUAGAAUUACUCUUUCAAGAGUUAGAACAAGAACGCAUCAACCAAGAAGAAGUUGACAUUUAUGGCUAUCCCAUAAAGCAAACACCAACGGAAGAUCUGAUAUCAGUAGUCGAUGUUCAGUUUGAUGACAACUAUAUUAUGGAAAGUUAUACAGAAGAAAUGGAGCAAGAAGGAUUGGAGAUUAAGGAUCAAGUCAAGGACUAUUUAGCACCUGAAGAGCAAGAACAUUUGGACAAUGUCUUUCAAGCUAUCAAAGAAACAGAAGAGAUUCAUAGACUAGAGAAAGACUGGAACCGACCGUUCUUUAAGGAUGGCAUAAAGUAUAUAAGAGAACCCUGCUUGAUCUCUAGAGAUCUAUUUUGCGGACAAAAGGAAAUUCACCUAUCAGAGCUUUCUGCGACAACAGAGGGAAGAUCAUUUUUACUUGCGUCUGGUUGUAUGAAGGAUUGGCAUAAUUCAGGUUGGAUGUGUCCUCAUUAUGUCUAUCAGUGGUUGUUUGAAGUUGUUGCUUUAGAUCAAGAUAAGGCUACAGCUAGAAACGCACUCUCUACAUUACUUAUGCUAUGGUCACAUCCUGAUGAUAGAAACGGGUCAGAGUCACGAGAAAUAUACGAGCAGCGAUACAUCAAAUUGGAUGUAUUCAAAUCAGUACUUAUAGCGUAUCAUGCCAUACCAACAGAAUUAGUCGACGUCAUUUCCAUGGAUACAGAAGAUCAAAUGAUGAGCGAGACCAUUCCAGUUGACUCACAACAUCGAUCUAGACAUAUACCACUUUCUCAGUUAGGAUUGAUGAUCAAGGCCUUUGGAUUUUCCAUCAGACUGUGGAAGGAAGCCUAUAUGCCAUGGGAAAUAAGAUACACAAUUAGGAUUUUAUUACAAUUAUCGCUUGACAAAGCAGGUCAUUUGGUCAUACAAGAAAUCCAAACGAGCAUAGAUAAUUGUCUUUCUGCCCUUAAAGAGACUUGGAAGAUUGAUGUCAAGAAUAUAGCAAAUGACAUAUGUGAUAUGGUCACGACUUCCAAACAGCAAGUGCAUCUAUUAGAUACACUAAAGACCGUCUAUGACAGGUCUCGAUACUUACGCAGAGUGAUCGGGAUCACCUGCUUAGGUCGAUACUUGGAAAGAGAUGUCCCUGGAAGUAUAGAUAAUAUUCCAGUAGAUGAAAGCUUAAUCAAGCAAGCAGCCCUGAUGUUUAGUUAUCCAGAAAAGCCCUUUACACGAAGUAACUUGGAUUAUGAUGAGUGCUGUAUACGUAUUGCGAUGUUGGAUGCAGCCAUUGGUACAGAUGAUGACGAAAUAAGACGUGAAAGGGAGACAAUAAUUCAAAUUGCGGAUGAACUUCGAUUGAUCGGCUUACAAAUAGGUGCUAAACUAGGAGUGAUGAAGAAAACGAUAGCAAAUGAAAUGGUUCAGAGAGUAUGGAGUAGGAUAUCUUUUAUUAUUGGAAGAGAUGACAAGAUCGAAUCCUAAAUUCGGUGGUUUUUUAUUAUUUCUUUUAUUUUUUUCACUUAUUAUUAUUUAAAAAUGGUACUCUAUUGUAAAAAAAAAAAGACAUACUUAUAUCAUACUAUUGCUUUAUAUAAAAGAAGAAGAGUU